AUCUCAUUCAAGUGUGUAAAAGCGAACUGAAAAAAAAGUGCAAUGAUGAUUCUCGGUGAACAUUGGGGACUGUGAGUUGAUGGUUGGUUCUUUUGUCGUGAUACUUGCUUGUUUUUUGCGAAAUGGCAGACUUUUUGGACUCCGAAGCUGAAGAAAGCGAGCAAGAGGAAGAUGAUCUGGAACUACAAGACCGCAAAAAAUCGAAGAAGUCAAAAGCCGUAAGCGACAGCGAAGAGGAGGAUGAAGAUGAUGAUGAUUUGAUUCGAGAAGAACUCAAAGAUCUUAUCGAUGAUAAUCCCAUUGAUGACGAUGACGAUAGUGGUGGCGAUUCUGAUGCAUCUGAAAGUCAUACUAAACGGAAGAAGAGUGAUGAUGAAGAUGAACUCGAUGAUCGUCUGGAAGAAGAAGAUUAUGAUCUGAUAGAAGAAAACCUUGGCGUAAAAGUAGAACGAGUAAGUAGCUGAGCUGUACGAUUUUGA
Messenger RNA from Culex pipiens pallens (northern house mosquito), 479 nucleotides. Its product is annotated as transcription elongation factor SPT6-like. The transcript has 3 exons. The record is from RefSeq and is a predicted model, not a curated record. Bases 123 to 464 code for a protein of 113 amino acids. NCBI's taxonomy places the organism in Eukaryota, Metazoa, Arthropoda, Insecta, Diptera, Culicidae.